This is a messenger RNA of Protopterus annectens (West African lungfish), 2394 nucleotides long. Its product is annotated as extracellular calcium-sensing receptor-like. Gene Ontology annotation, biological process: G protein-coupled receptor signaling pathway. Gene Ontology annotation, cellular component: membrane. The record is from RefSeq and is a predicted model, not a curated record. Bases 1 to 2394 code for a protein of 797 amino acids. The transcript has 6 exons. Lineage: Eukaryota; Metazoa; Chordata; Ceratodontiformes; Protopteridae. Gene Ontology annotation, molecular function: G protein-coupled receptor activity.
AUGGUUAGGGGAGUGAAUUUCACAGAGUCAAUGAUCUUUGCAGUCAAGCAGAUUAAUCAGGAUCCAGUAUUACUGCCAAACAUCUCAAUGGGAUUUAAGAUCUCUGAUUCAUGUGACACUGUGGGUCAAGCCUUGGAAGGGACAAUGUGGUUUCUUACUGGAAAAGAGCCAGUUCCUAAUUACCGUUGUGCAUCCAAACCUCCUUUAGUUGCCAUAAUUGGGGAUUUGCGGUCACAUAUGUCUAUUCCAAUGGCAAGACUUUUAGGCAUUUAUAGAUAUCCACAGAUCAGUUAUGCCUCAUCUGUUGUAACACUUAGCAACAAGCAAGAGUUUCCAUCCUUUUUCCGUACAAUUCCGAGUGAUGAUUUUCAGUCACUUGGCCUUGCCAGAUUACUGACAUACUUUUCCUGGACAUGGGUAGGCAUUUUGGCUGAGGAGACAAACUACGGGCAGGCAGGCAGUCAGAUGCUUAAGGAGGAAAUAGUAAAAGCUGGUGCUUGCUUUGCUUUCUUUGAGACUAUUCCUAUUACAUUCUCUCCUACAAAAGCUAAUUUCCUAAUUAAUAUGCUUAAACAGUCCUCAACAAAUGUAAUAGUAGUAUUUUCAACCGAUGCCAGCUUCUAUCCUCUUGUUGAAGCUAUUAGUAGAAAUAAGAUAACUGGCAAAGUUUGGGUAGCGAGUGAUGGCUGGUCAACAUCUUCGUUACUUAAUAAGAAUGACCUUCUGGGCACUUUACAUGGAACCCUUGCAUUUUCUAUUGCAAAUGGCUACAUACCAAAGUUUAAGGAGUACCUUUAUAACAUCAAUCCAAUGAAAUCUCCAGAGGAUAUAUUUCUUAAAAUGUUCUGGGAAACACUUUUUGGCUGUGAGUGGAAAAGUGACAGAUAUAACCAGUCAAGCAGCAGUAUCAAAGAAGAAAGUAAAUUCUGUAAAGGAGAUGAAAACCUAGAAAAAGAAAGCAGUCUUUUCUUCAAUGAAAAUAAUAUCCGAAAUGCUUAUAAUGUCUAUAAUGCCGUGUAUGCUCUUGCCCACUCAGUACACAGUCUGUAUUCGUGCAAGCCUCCAAGUGGGCCCUUUGUGAAUGGAUCAUGUCUGGACAUAAUGGACUUCAAGCCAUGGCAACUUGUACACUACCUUUGGAAAGUUCAUUUUCAGACAACUGUUGGAGGUGAGAUGUAUUUUGAUGCAAGUGGAAAUCCUCCUGCUAUUUAUGAUAUUGUAAACUGGAAGAAAACUGAAAGAGGAGCCCUUCUGUUUUCUAAAGUUGGACACUUUGACUUCAGUUCUCCCAUGGAACAGAGCCUCAUAGUAAACAAGAGUUCUAUUCAGUGGAAUGGAGAUUACACAGAGAUACCAAAGUCAGUCUGCUCAGAAAGCUGUUUUAGGGGAUACAGAAAAGCAGCUCUUCCAGGACAACCGAUUUGCUGCUUUGCUUGUGUUGCAUGUUCAGAAGGGGAAAUCGCCAAUGAAAGUGAUUCCACAGACUGCUUCAAAUGCCAAGAUGAAUACUGGCCUAAUGGAAGACGUGAAGCUUGCAUUGUUAAAUCUGUCGUUUUCCUUUCCUAUGAAGAGACAUUGGGGGCUGUUUUACUGUGUGCAGUUAUAUUUAGUGCACCGAUUCCUGCCAUCAUCCUGGUUAUUUUUCUGAAGAAUCAAAAUACACCUAUAGUUAAAGCCAACAAUCGAGAAUUGAGCUACCUUCUUCUUUGGGCACUUGUCCUUUGUUUUCUGUGUCCUCUGAUAUUUAUUGGUUAUCCCAGCAAAUUGAUGUGCAUGUUCCAACAAACUGUAUUUGGUAUGAUUUUUACAUUGUGUGUCUCUUGUGUUUUGGCCAAAACAAUAAUGGUUGUCAUUGCAUUCAGAGCUGCAAAACCAGGCAACAACCUAAAGAAAUGGGUCGGCACAAAAUUGCCAAAUACACUGGUCAUUGUAUGUACAUUAGGUCAAAGUCUGAUCUGUGCAACAUGGUUAAGUGUAUCACCUCCAUUUCCAGAAAAAAACAUGAAAUCACAACAAGGGUUGAUAGUAGUACAAUGCAAUGAAGGAUCAAUUGUGGCAUUCUGGUGCAUGAUGGGAUAUAUGGGUCUUCUGGCUAGUGUCAGCUUCAUAAUGGCAUUUCUAUCCAGAAAUUUGCCUGACAGCUUUAAUGAAGCAAAAUAUAUCACUUUUAGUAUGCUUAUAUUUGUAAGUGUCUGGUUGUCAUUUAUCCCUGCUUAUCUUAGCACCCGUGGGAAGUACAUGGUUGCAGUAGAAAUAUUUGCUAUUUUAUGUUCCAGUCUAGGUUUGCUGUCAUGUUUAUUUUUCCCAAAGUGUUACAUAAUGCUAAUAAGGAGUGAAAGGAAUACUAGAGAAUUUGUCAUGAGGAAAAAUGAUUCAAGUAAAACAACAGACUGA